Messenger RNA from Canariomyces notabilis, 1767 nucleotides. RefSeq lists its product as uncharacterized. The record is from RefSeq and is a predicted model, not a curated record. The transcript has a single exon. Bases 1 to 1767 code for a protein of 588 amino acids. Lineage: Eukaryota; Fungi; Ascomycota; Sordariomycetes; Sordariales; Chaetomiaceae.
AUGUCUGCCGUGACAAAGCUGCCCGAGGGCCCGCUGAAAACCGAUGCCCACUUUCCGUUCUAUGCCGUCACCGGCAACUCAUCGUCCGCUAUUUCGCCUUUGACCUUGCCAAGAGGGACCGUGGGAUGUUUCGACCACAUGGCAUCUGCCAUCCAUACAUCGCUCAACGGCGCACCCGCCACGGGCUCUAGAUCGAACCAAGUCUACUCACCGCUUUCUCCUGGCGUGCGAGGGCCAUUUCCGACCUACUUGCUCCCGGUCGCGCAGCGCCGUUCGACCAGCCUUCCGCCCAAAGCCGGAAACAGUAAAGCACCGCCAGUCGCAUCCAGUAACGGCGAGCGGCCGACCCGGGCGUUGGAACGAGUCGGCGGUCCUAGUAUUGCCGAUUCGAGUCCCGUAAUUUCUCCACAAUACAAUUCGCCAGAGUCUGCUAUAGUUCGGCGCCUGGCCCAACAAAACCGCCAGAUACGGGAGGCAUGGGAGGCAGAGCGCAAGUAUCUUGAAGCAAAUCGAGAACGGGCCGAGGAGGUUUACAAGGAGGAGCGUGCUUUGAUGGAGGAGGAAAGGGCCGAAUGGGAAGCCGAGAAGACGCGGCUGUUGCAGGAAAUCGACCGGCUCCAACGCCAGGUCAUAGCGCUUAGUGGAAGCAGCCCCCGAGCGGCCACCAACGGCGCCUUCCAAUCGUCCACAGCUGGGUACCUGUCUAGCCCUCCGCUCCGCGGCGGAGGCUCCUCAACUUCACCCCAGAGCCAAACGAGCGCACAGCCUUCACGUAUAAAUACUUUCUCAACUGCCAACGGCGGCGGAUUCGUCCUUCCUAGCAGAGAUCCGCCUCCACAUCAACAUUUUCCGAUCUCCUCAACCAGCAUGAAGUCCCCUUCCGGCACGGCGCCCGGUGCGCCCAACAACACGGUUCCCGACUUUUUAGUUCCGAGCAUAGUGUCUGAAUCCGCGUCCGAGCCCGGGCGCACGCGUCUGGUGGAUGUGCAGGACAUUGACCCAGCGCUGGAAGGCAUUCCCAUCAAAGUUUCCGCCAUCACCAAGCCCACUUUUACCGAUCCUCCGUCAGCUAGCCCACCGAAAGAAAACGGCAGCUCGGUCGUCUCGCCGACAGGUCUUGACCCGGUCAAGAUCAAGCCAGGGACAAAGAAGGAGACGCUGCAGGUGUUGGCAGCGAACGAGUCGGCCCGGCUCACCAUGCAUGCCGGCCAUACGCCGAGCCAUUCUCUUUCUCUGCUGCCGACAGGCAUAGCGACUGCCAGCAGCAGCGAUGACGGUUCUAGCACCCCAACCAUGCAGCAAGAGGACGGUGCAGCAGCCAGCGAAGAUGCAGCAGCCAAUGAUGCCUCGGCACACGCUGCGGAACCACACCCGGCAUUUCCAGGCCGGAAUGGGCAAGAAGUGGUUGACGGCCAUCCCGAAGAGAUCUUUGAGCCCAGCGAGGACCGUAGACUGAAAGGCCCGCUCAUGGUCCGGAAUAUGCCCGCGAACGACGAGAUCUUUUUCCAGAAGCUGUCGGACAAGCUGGAAGAGGUCUCAAAGGACGACAAGGCGGCUUUGCCUGCCGUCUUGAAGGAUGCCCAAGGCGACGGCGCUAUUGCUGUUGAUGAUGCCGAACCCGCAAUCGACGAGGAUAGCUCGAAAAGCGAUGACGAGGACGAAGCGGCUGUAGACGUUCCGUUGCGGCUUAGGCGGCCCAUGAAUUUUGGAGCCCCUUUUGGCGAGAUCAAGUGCCCCAAUAGGUUGGCCGCCAAGCAAGCGAACUGA